AUGGCCCCAGCAACUAUAUCCAGUCUCCUUCUCGCGAGCCUCGCGGCCGUGGUUUCGGCGCGCAACUGCAAGAACCUGAUGAUCCCGCUCUCGCUCUCCGCGCAGAAUAUGGACUUCACGCUUAAGGCGCCUAGUAACGAUAUCGAGGUGACGAACUUCGUCUUGAACUCUGGUCAGGCGGGUGUGAACUACGCCGACGAGAUACUAAGCGAAACCAAGUACCGAACCGUGACAGGAAACUACUCCAUCGCCGCAACCUACUGCGAGCCUGACGCGGGUCCGGGCCGCGCACUGCAGAUUCUCACUCGUAAGCAACAACCCCCUAACCUAGACCUUUCUUCCCAGAAAACCAUACUAGAUUCUCCCCAGCAGACAAAAGCUUCCAAACCCAAACCCAAGCCAAUCUAUUCAUCUACCUACCUAGACGGCGCCGCCUUCGACCGUACAUACUGGGACUUCCCCCUCCACGCCUCCAACUACAGCUACGCGAACGCGGCCCUAGCGCGCAACUACAGCGUGUUCUUCUUCGACCGCCCGGGCAUCGGACGAUCCACCCGCGGCGACGCCGUCGCCGAAAUCCAGUCCGGCCUCGAGCUGGCCGCCCUGUACGCGCUAACCACGAAGCUCCGCCGCGGCGGCAUCCGCGGCAUCAGCGCCCGCUACCAGCGCGUCGUGCACGUCGGCCACAGCUACGGCUCCGCCCAGACCUACGGCCUCACGGCCGCCCACCCCGACGACCGCAUCUCCGAUGCCAUCGCGCUGACGGGGUUCAGCCAGGGGCUGGGCACGUAUGUGGCGAACUUCCUGUUCGGGGGCAACUUCGUGCUGGCGGGGGCUGGCUACGGGCCCGGAUACAUUACGUGCGGCGACGUCUCGGCCGUGCAGUCUAAUUUCUUCGCCCCGGAUAACUUCGACCCGGAGAUCCUAGAAGCAACCUAUGCGACGAGUGCGCCGACCGCCGUUGGUGAGCUGUUGACUAUUGGUAGCCUGACGGCUACGAACAAUAGCUUUACGGGGCCUGUUCUUGUUAUCACGGGAGAGCGCGACGGUGCAUUCUGCGGAGGCAACUGUUACGUGUCCGAGCCUAGCAUCCCUGAACAGACUGGGAAAUCCUUCACCAACACAAGUUCUUUCGAAGCUUUUGUUGUCCCCGGUGCUGGCCAUGGCCUAAACUUGGAGUAUACCGCGCAGGCAACAUAUGCGAAAAUCCUUGACUUUUUUGACAAGAGCGUUUAGAGUCGGAUACAUGUCGCUUUAGCAUCCUACGGGGAAUUUUAUUGUCUAUAUAGAGACACAGAGAGCUCAAUUAAGCAAAGAUGCCAUCACGUCCAGUUUCUCCAUUCCGUGAUCCAGGGAUUGCUUCCACGAGUCCAAACGCACAGACAAGGCAUCGCAAACUAGAGCAAAGAAAAUAUCUUAAAGUCCAUAUUAGAUACCCCACUGUCUCAGACUCCUCUAGAAAUUGUCGAUACUAUCGAAAGAGCUCUACUCAUCAUCAAUAUCAUCGUCAUCUGUCCUUUGAAAUUAGCAAAAUGCCAAUGCCUACGAUGUUUAGUGGAUUGGUGAUACUAAUACAUACCUUCGGAUGGUGAAGUAUAGCUGUCCUCUUGCAUAUCCUGGUCAGGAGGCCAGUU
Daldinia decipiens is the source of this 1634-nucleotide messenger RNA. Its product is annotated as alpha/beta-hydrolase. The record is from RefSeq and is a predicted model, not a curated record. NCBI's taxonomy places the organism in Eukaryota, Fungi, Ascomycota, Sordariomycetes, Xylariales, Hypoxylaceae. Bases 1 to 1236 code for a protein of 411 amino acids. The transcript is spliced from 6 exons.